AACAGUCCUCGCCUACGAUGGUGGAGGUGGUUAUAGAGAGAAUGGCGCCGACCGUGGAAAUCAACGGCCUCAGAUUCACGUACCCGGGGAUCGACGGCCAUCCUCCGCCUGGGUCCAAGCCCCUCAUCGACGACUUCUCGCUCACCGUCGAUUCCGGCGACCGCUGUCUCCUCGUCGGGUCCAACGGCGCAGGUAAGACUACUAUGUUGAAGAUAUUAGGAGGGAAGCAUAUGGUGGAUCCUCACAUGGUCCGCGUGCUUGGGAGAUCGGCAUUCCAUGACACGGCAUUGACAUCUUCUGGGGAUCUCUGUUACCUUGGGGGAGAGUGGAGACGAGAAGUUGCUUUUGCGGGCUUUGAAGUUCCUAUACAGAUGGAUGUCUCUGCUGAGAAAAUGAUAUUUGGGGUGGCAGGUAUAGAUCCACAAAGAAGAGCUGAGCUAAUCAAGGUGCUAGACAUUGAUUUAUCCUGGAGAAUGCAUAAGGUUUCUGAUGGACAGAGAAGGCGAGUCCAAAUCUGUAUGGGACUCCUCAAGCCAUUCAAGGUGCUUCUUCUUGAUGAGAUAACAGUGGACCUCGACGUGUUAGCAAGGGCUGAUCUUUUGAAGUUUCUCAGAAAGGAAUGCGAACAGAGAGGGUCGACAAUUAUCUAUGCCACCCAUAUUUUUGAUGGUCUAGAUGAUUGGCCCACACAUAUUGUGUAUGUGGCUCAUGGAAAGUUGCAGUUAGCAAUGCCGAUUGAUAAGGUUAAGGAGAGUAGCAAACUGUCUCUGAUGAGGACGGUUGAGAGUUGGCUGAGGAGAGAAAGAGAUGAGGAUCGGCAGAGAAGGAAAGAGAGGAGGACAAAAGGUCUCCCUGAGUAUGAACAGCAAAUUGAUGGAAGCCGGGUCACUGGUGAUCCGGCUUUCGUUGCUGCACGGCCAUUGAAUAAUGGUUGGGCUGGUGGAAGGCUGCACUCUACCAUUGCUGGUGAAGAAAGUUGCUUCUUCAGCUCAAACAGAGUUCUCAGGCAGUAGUCAAAUACAUACAUUCUAUAACUUUCAAAGCAAAAUAAUUCCUUGAUUGAUGGAAGGUUAGCUUCAGAGGUUUCCCAGGUUUUACCUUUAUAUUAUCAACAGAUUCGAUAGUCUAGGAAAAACCAUCUGAAAGGGAAAGUAUUCAGUAUUGUUUUCUUCUUUUGGCUGAAGAAAGUAUUCAGAAGCAUUUUGCUCUUUUAUUUGAGAUAUUUCAGUUUCUUAUUCUUUUUGUUUGUUAUCUAUAUGUUUCCAUAUGAUGGGCUUUGCAACCUUUUCCUAUUCGACUAGUCCUAAUUUGGCACCUGGGGGGAUGAAUUGUAUCAUCUUAUCUAUUGCUGUAUACGAAAGAAAAGUUAAGUUCUGCAUU
Eucalyptus grandis is the source of this 1380-nucleotide messenger RNA. Its product is annotated as ABC transporter I family member 20. The coding region runs from base 18 to 1013 and encodes 331 amino acids. Gene Ontology annotation, molecular function: ATP hydrolysis activity; ATP binding. The transcript has 7 exons. The record is from RefSeq and is a predicted model, not a curated record. NCBI's taxonomy places the organism in Eukaryota, Viridiplantae, Streptophyta, Magnoliopsida, Myrtales, Myrtaceae.